AUGGACGCGUCCCUCCAAGACUCUCAUUGCCAUUUGGCCAGGAGCAGCAGGUAUUGUGCACCCUCUGGUGGUUAUAGAGGGAAUGACGUGCACACUGAUCGUGCACUGCCACUGUUCUUAUAUCCAACCCAUGUUGAUCAGCGAGUCUACGAAAGAUCCUACUGCAGCGGCGCUUCACUACUUUCAUACCUGCCGCCGUUCCAUGGCAGCUUUGGCGUCUACGAAUGUCCGUUCGAGCCUGCUUUUAUCCAGAAACGCAACGAGCGGGAACGCCAACGCGUGAAAUGCGUAAACCAGGGAUACGCCAAACUUCGCGACCACCUGCCCAAUGGGACCACGGAUAAACGGCUGAGCAAAGUGGAGACGCUGCGCGCCGCCAUACGCUACAUCAAGUACCUGCAGGAUUUGGUGGAAAACGCAGGAAGGGUGGACGAGAACGGAGGAGCGUCGCCUCUUUCCGUUUCAGAAUCGUCUUCUGAGGAGUCUGUUGGGAGUUAAAGUCGUCCAUCGUUCUACUGACUUUUAUCCUGCGCCACCAAAACGUUGC
Molecule: messenger RNA, 547 nt
Organism: Labeo rohita (rohu)
Lineage: Eukaryota; Metazoa; Chordata; Actinopteri; Cypriniformes; Cyprinidae
Product: achaete-scute homolog 5
Exons: 1
Coding region: 1-498 (165 amino acids)
Biological process (GO): developmental process; regulation of transcription by RNA polymerase II
Molecular function (GO): DNA-binding transcription factor activity, RNA polymerase II-specific; protein dimerization activity; RNA polymerase II transcription regulatory region sequence-specific DNA binding
Source: RefSeq, a predicted model, not a curated record